AUGUCGAAAAUGUACAACAGUACGGACGAGGUCACCCGAUUGAGCUCCAUACGAUUCUCCUCCAAGCUGCGGUGGCUACGUGGAGAGAGUGUACAACACAUGUCGAUAGCUGACCAAGCCCUCGUUUCCAAGGCGGUAGACCAAGAAAUCACACAUCGCGUGGACCUUGAACCCGUCGCCGACAUGUUGUCUGAGAUCGAUACGGCCUUAAGCAGCCUAAAAGACGUCAGCGAGCGGCUACAGGAACUCCACGAUAGUUCAUGCGAUGGGCGGACAGUCUCUACUCAGCAAAAUUUGGACAAUUCCUCGCACUCUGCUCUAGGAUGUGCCCUGUCGGAGAUUGCGGUGGAAAUCCAACAUUAUAGAGGCCAAAUAUCCUAUCUCUCCGAGAGAAUUCGACGCGUAGGGCAACUGAUCACGGACCUUCUCGAGCUUUCUGACAGUCGUAGCAUGAGGACUCUGGCCGAGCAAGCCCACCACCAAACCGAAAACAUGGGAAAAUUGACGGCCAAGGCAACCCGUGACGCAGCAGCCGUUAAAGUUCUAACCGUAGUCACUUUGGUGUACUUACCGGCGACGGCGGUGUUGAACUUCUUCUCGACCGACUUUGUGACUACUGAAAGACGAGACAAUGGCUCUCUGGCCUUGAUUGUAACUGGCAACUGGUGGAUUAUACUUGCGGCUGCAGUACCUCUCACCAUCGCCACAGUCUAUAUCUGGCAGAUGUAUGUACGUCUGAAAAUCGACAAGCUGCCGACCGCACAGGCACUCCUCGGCACCCAAGCUGGCAGUGCCGUCACGGAUUGGCGAGAGCGGCUCGCGCGCAGCCAUCGGACGAGGCACAUCAGCAAGGCAUAG
Cyphellophora europaea CBS 101466 is the source of this 858-nucleotide messenger RNA. RefSeq lists its product as uncharacterized. The record is from RefSeq and is a predicted model, not a curated record. The transcript is spliced from 4 exons. Bases 1 to 858 code for a protein of 285 amino acids. NCBI's taxonomy places the organism in Eukaryota, Fungi, Ascomycota, Eurotiomycetes, Chaetothyriales, Cyphellophoraceae.